This is a messenger RNA of Alosa sapidissima (American shad), 3279 nucleotides long. RefSeq names its product zinc finger protein 366 (gene znf366). Lineage: Eukaryota; Metazoa; Chordata; Actinopteri; Clupeiformes; Clupeidae. Gene Ontology annotation, molecular function: RNA polymerase II cis-regulatory region sequence-specific DNA binding; DNA-binding transcription factor activity. Gene Ontology annotation, biological process: regulation of transcription by RNA polymerase II. The transcript is spliced from 6 exons. Bases 814 to 2826 code for a protein of 670 amino acids. The record is from RefSeq and is a predicted model, not a curated record.
UGUGUUGGUUGUCAUCAUCCCUCAGCUUUGUAAUGCACAUGUACUGUCCCCAUCAUUUCUCUACUGUAGCUGUGCAGAGGACUGGGGUACAGAGUGUCUAUGUUGUGCAGCACUGACUUGCUGCUGUUGCCUGUGCCUGCAGUUCCAAACUUCACUUGCCGGACUGAGACAACUUCUGCCAGAGGAAUCCAACACUGACCAUCAUUCCCUGGGACUCCCCAGAGCUGCGAUCCGGAGCGAUAUUCAUCACUCUUUGACCAUUUGAAGAAGAAAUAACGCACAAGCGCGCACAAGCCCUGUAUGGUCAGUGUGAGGCUGGAACGGACAGAACGAGAGCAGCUUCAGGGGGAGAAGUGGAGAUGUCUAUCGAGUGUUUCCUUAUUUUUCAGCAGGAAGGCCCGGGCUUGUUGACUUCCCCUCCACUCCCUUCCUUCCUGCUCUCCGAAGGUACUCAUCUGAAAAAUGAGAACAAAGUGAUUGUUCCUGUUCUCUUUCUUAAGUCUCUUCACAUGCUGGAAGAGAAAGGGCUCAUUGUCCAUCAGGACAGGGACAGGAGAAGACCGUCACGGCUAGAGUCAUUGCAGUGAGCGUUGAAAGGAAAAGGAGAAAAAGAGAAGUGCAAACCCUCUCGUCAAAGUCAGGCAGAAUGUAUGGAGAAGCGAAAAGUGAGAGGGAGUGAAAGGCAGGGGAUGGAUGAUAGACCACAGUCUUACUCCGAAAGUGAAGAACUGAACCCUGUUUUGCAAAACACUUUGUGCAAACUCACAGAAAUAUAUCACCUUCACCGAGCAGAAGUACCCAUCGCCUUUCAGAAUGGACCAGCGGAACUCCUCCCCUGCUGCCGAGGUGCCUGGCAACAAACGGGAGACCAGAAGCCCCAAAACCAUUGACCUCUCCCACCUCUCCCGUGCCCUGACCCUGCCCUCCCUGCUCUCCCCCCACUCACCCCCCACACUGCCCCUGGAGAUGGUGGACCUGAGCCGGCUGCACCUGCAGCGCGCCCUGGCCAGGUACGACGCACCUGUGCAGGUGAAGCAGGAGAUGGUGAAGCCCAUGCCUCUGUGGCCUUCUUCUCCCCUGCUCCUGACCAGGUCGCCCCUCUCCUCUCCAUACCUGUCCCCUCUUCCCCCCAGCAUGCUCCCGUUCCCCUUCUACCUGCCCGGCCCGCUGAUGCACCUGCCCCCGCGUGCCCUCCACCCCGGCCAAGCCUUCAGGUAUGACCGCGUGGAGGAGGAGGGCUCCAGCGGCCGGCGGGGUUUGGCACCCGUGGAGCGUCCCACCGUCCACAUCGACGAGAGCUACCUGGUGGAGGUGGGCGAUGGGCAGAGGCGCUGGCAGUGCCGCGUGUGCGACAAGUCGUACACCUCCAAGUACAACCUGGUGACGCACGUGCUGGGCCACCGCGGCAUCAAGCCCCACGGCUGCCCGAUGUGCGGCAAGCUCUUCAAGCAGCUGAGCCACCUGCACACGCACCUGCUCACGCACCAGGGCGCGCGCCCGCACAAGUGCCAGGUGUGCCAGCGGGCCUUCACGCAGACCAGCCACCUGAAGCGCCACAUGCUGCAGCACAGCGCCGUCAAGCCCCACAGCUGCGGCGUAUGCGGCCGCGGCUUCGCCUACCCCAGCGAGCUGCGCGCCCACAGGGCCAAGCACGAGCGCGGGCGCGAGAACGUCUGCGUGGAGUGCGGCCUGGACUUUGCCACGCUGGCGCAGCUGAAGCGCCACCUGACCGGGCACCGCGGGCCCGUCUCCUACAGCUGCACCGAGUGCCACAAGACCUUCCAGUACCCCAGCCAGCUGCAGAACCACAUGAUGAAGCACAGCGACGUGCGGCCACACAUCUGCAGCGAGUGCGGCAUGGAGUUCGUGCAGUCACAUCACCUCAAGCAGCACGUGCUGACCCACAAGGGAGUGAAGGAGCACAAGUGUCGGAUCUGUGGGCGCGAGUUCACCCUGCUCGCCAACAUGAAGCGCCACGUGCUGAUUCACACCAACGUGCGCGCCUACCAGUGCCACCUGUGCUAUAAGAGCUUCGUGCAGAAGCAGACGCUCAAGGCCCACAUGAUCGUGCACUCAAACAUUAAGCCCUACAAGUGCAAGCUGUGUGGGAAGGAGUUUAACCGCAUGCACAACCUGCUGGGCCACAUGCACCUGCAUUCGGACAGCAAGCCCUUCAAGUGCCUCUACUGCCCCAGCAAGUUCACGCUGAAGGGGAACCUCACGCGGCACAUGAAGGUCAAACACGGCAUCAUGGACCGGGGGCUUGAUGCUCGAGUGUUCCGACGGCGUAAUCGACUUUGUCUCUCCACCCAGCUGGGUCUGCUGGCCAGGUUUAGCCAGGACGAGCCCUUUGACCUCUCCAGGAAGACCCAGCCCGUGGCAACGAUCCGUCUGUCUCAGUCGGACGGUGAGAGUGUGCGCGGCAGCUCGUGUCAGGAGGAGGACGAGGACAGCCUGUGCCGCCUCAGCCAGUGCAGCCCGGAGCCCUACCAGCUGGAGGGGGAGCCGCCCGCAGGGGCCCUGGAGGACGUUCUGGAGGAGUCUCCACGGGUUCUACCUGAAGAACCGGCAGAGCAUCAGGAAACAGAGGAAGAUAUGGAACCUGAUGAUGAUGAAGAUGAAGAGGAAGAUGAAGAAGAGAGGGAGGCUGUUUGUGAUGACUUUGAGAGAAGAAGUGAGAAGCAGCAGCAGCUGUGUGCAGAUAGUGAGCAGUUUGAGUAUGGGCGGCGUUAUUGCGGCAGUCCCCAGACCUCAGCCUCCUCUGUCCAGGACCAGGGACUCUAUGAUGACAAGACUUACAGGGGUUCAGAUAUAAGCUGUGAAUGAGGCCUCACUCCUGUGAGUACGUGAGGAACAUAGCUGUGUAAAAUAUAUGAGGGAUAUUCAAACAUGCCUGAUUAAUGAGCUAUUUUGAUUUGUUUUAAGUAAAAUAAUAAAAUUCUAUUUUUAAAAUAAUAUAAUGUUUUUAUAUUUCUAUAUGGCUUUAUGUAAUUCUGCUAAUCAUAUGACAAUGUUUAUAACAUGUUUGUUUUGAGUUCAGAAAUAAUGUAUGUGCUAACAUGAAAUAUUGAUUCUAAUGAUCAAUCAUUGUCAUUGACUGUUGAUUUUGUGUGUCAUUAUUUGUCUUUAUGUAGCAUGAUUUAUGUUCAGUAUGCUAAUUAACCUCAUAAAUGUGAGUUCUUAAUUGAAAAUAAAUUUGCUUUCAUUCUGCUGUGAACUGCCUAUGGAAUUAACAAAGCAUACAUUGAUACAUUGACUUAAUAAAAUUAUUUUAUAACA